Molecule: messenger RNA, 717 nt
Organism: Micromonas pusilla CCMP1545
Lineage: Eukaryota; Viridiplantae; Chlorophyta; Mamiellophyceae; Mamiellales; Mamiellaceae
Exons: 4
Coding region: 1-717 (238 amino acids)
Biological process (GO): endoplasmic reticulum to Golgi vesicle-mediated transport; protein retention in ER lumen
Cellular component (GO): endoplasmic reticulum; cis-Golgi network; membrane
Molecular function (GO): ER lumen protein retrieval receptor activity
Source: RefSeq, a predicted model, not a curated record
AUGGACUUUCGCACCCUCCUUACAUUCCGGCACGAUUUGACGUCGGAUAACAUUUUCUUUUCGUUUGUUCUACGGACCCUUCGAGAAGCCGGUGACAUGACACACUUAUUCAGCAUCAUAGUUUUAUUGCUUAAAAUCAACGCCACGAAAUCGUGCUCAGGGGUUUCUUUAAAAACUCAGGAGCUGUACUUACUUGUAUUUGUGACGCGAUAUUUGGACCUAUUUCAAAGCUACAUUUCCUUGUACAACUCGUGCAUGAAGUUUAUAUUCAUCGUUUCUUCUGGGUGCAUAAUCGGUUACAUGCGUAAGCAUAAAGUGGUUAGUCAAACCUACGACGCUGAGCAGGAUACGUUUCGUGUGGCGUUUCUCGUGUGGCCGAGUUUCCUCUUGGCAGCUGUAAUUAACCAGAAAUUAUCAGUCAUGGAGAUUCUGUGGACGUUCUCGAUUUAUCUUGAAUCAGUUGCUAUACUUCCACAACUAGUCCUGCUGCAACGCACAAAAAAUGUUGAUAACUUGACCAGCAAUUACGUAUUUUUGCUCGGGAGCUAUCGAGGUCUGUAUCUUUUGAACUGGAUAUAUCGAUGUUUGACGGAGGAGGGCUAUCGCCAAUGGAUUGUAUGGAUCUCUGGACUACUGCAGACAGCUAUUUAUUGUGAUUUUUUCUACUAUUACCUGAAGUCUUGGCGCAAAAAUGAACGUCUCUCGCUACCUUCAUGA